AUGAGCCUCUCCGCAGGCUCUGCGGCCGUGCCCGCCGCCACUCUACCCACCCCAGCCCACAGCGUCAACGGCGGCUCGCUGGUCGACACGCACAUGACGGACGACUCUCCACACAAGCGAAAGCGAUCUCUGGACGACGUCGGCGAUACCGGCCAUCAGAAGAAGGUGCAAAUCGACGCCAAGCUCGGCAUCGACGACCUUCACCUCGACGUCGGCGAGAAAUACCUGCUCUGCCGCACUGCCCACCCAGAGUGUCUCCCCAGAACAACCGCGGACCUGUACGAUAUCUUUGGCCUCAACGACCUUGCCGCAGAAGUGGCCCGAGAGAAGCCGAACGGAGAGAAGAACGCGCUCCGCAAAACGUACAAGGGCCAUAUCAAGCGGCUGGGCGUGGCCGGCCACUUCGACGUUGUGAAGAAGAAAGACGGCGAUUUGUCCGACUUCAUGGCCAUGAUCCAAAUGCCCGACCUGGAAUGGGGCGUUCAUCAGGUUAGAGGUCGAGAUAUUUCCGACGGCCUCUCCGAGGCCACCCGAUCGGUGCUAGGUCGGGCGAUGUCCAUGACCAAGGGUCCAAUCCCGAAAGCCGUCUGGGACGCUUCGGUCCUCGGCGACCUCGCUUCUGGAAACGGAGAUGCGUCAAAACCCGUCUCCGCGAGGCCGAGCGCGCCUAACACGCCGAGCGCGAACACACCCUCGGCCUCGACGCCCAACCCGAUGGGCCGUCCGAAGUCGCUUCUUCCGCCGGGCCAUGACCCCCUGCGGCCUAAAAGGAACAUCAAGAAGCGAUCCUACGGCGACAGCAGCUACGAGGGCUACGGAGAGGGCUUUCCCGACGAUGACGCCGGCGCCGAUACCGGCUAUUCAACCGGGGAAGGCGAAGGCGGCGCUAAACGGCGGAAGAAGGUGAGCGAUUCCGCGUCGCCGCCGUCGCCCGGGGUGCUCUCUAACACGGACCAGAACCAUGAAAGCACAUCUCCCUAUCCAGCCAUACGCCAGCAAAGCUAUGGUCCCGGCAUGAUCGGUGCAUGA
This is a messenger RNA of Drechmeria coniospora, 1029 nucleotides long. Its product is annotated as Mediator of RNA polymerase II transcription subunit 19. The transcript has 2 exons. Gene Ontology annotation, biological process: regulation of transcription by RNA polymerase II. Gene Ontology annotation, cellular component: mediator complex. Bases 1 to 1029 code for a protein of 342 amino acids. Gene Ontology annotation, molecular function: transcription coregulator activity. The record is from RefSeq and is a predicted model, not a curated record. Lineage: Eukaryota; Fungi; Ascomycota; Sordariomycetes; Hypocreales; Ophiocordycipitaceae.